AAAAAAAAAAAAAAAAAAAAAAAAAAACUAGAGAAUUGAGUACACAUAAGGAAUUUUCCUAAGCUUUCGUCAAUUCUCGAAUUAAAGAACAACAUGAAAUCAGUAAGAAACGAUAAUUCAGAUGAAGGUUAUAUAGAACAAAAAUUUGAGGAUCCUUCAUUUAUUAAAGAUUGGUCAGAUGAUCAAAAAGCAGAACUAGCAUAUCAGAUUUUAUCAUGUAUUCCAGUUUCAAAGACUAUACAAAUAAUAAAUCGAUUAUUACCUAUUAUACAUAUUGACUAUAUUUCUAAAUUACCUUAUGAAAUUGCUAUAAAAAUAUUAUCUUUUUUGGAUGUUACAGCAUUAAACAAUCUGAAUAGAGUAUCCAAGUAUUGGAAAUUAUUAAGUGAAGAUCACAUGUUAUGGAAAUCAUUAUUUUACUCGUCAGGUUGGACAGUCAAUAGUUCAUCAAUGAAUCGAUAUCUUUGUUGUAAGACUUUACCUUCUACUACAAAUAGAAUGAUAGGUUCCUCAGAUCAAUUAUUAUAUAACGAUGAACAGUCAUCUUUGAGACUGCAGCAUCAGCAGAGUCAUAGAGAGACAGUAUCACAAACAAUAGUUGAACGUCCUCUCUACCUUCUUCAUAAAAGAUAUCAUCAUGACGAAGCACCUAUUUAUCAUUAUGAUGAACAAAAAGAUAUUCGCUUUAUUAACUGGAAAAGACUAUACCGUAAUCGAUUUAUAAUUGAUCAACGAUGGAAAGAAGGUAAAAGUAAACUACGGCAAUUUCCUAAUUCUGACAAUGGACUACAACAACAAGUAUUGAACCAUAAUAGUGGUAUCUAUUGUUUACAAUUCAAUACAAAAAUAUUAGUAACUGGAAGUAGAGAUAAAAAUAUAAAGAUUUGGAAUAUCAAAACAGGACAAUUGUUACAUAAAUUAAAGGGACAUGAAGGAAGUGUACUUUGUUUACAGUUCAAUGAAUAUUACCUGAUUAGUGGCAGUAGUGAUAGUACAUUAAUUGUAUGGGAUAUUCAUACAGGACAACGUAUAAAAACAUUAAUUGGACAUAGGGAGAGUGUAUUGAAUGUUAAAUUUCACAAGAAUCGAAUUGUUAGUUGUUCAAAAGACAGAACCAUACGUGCUUGGGACCUUGAAAAGGGAGAAUCGAUAGGUCUAUUUAGAGGCCAUCGUGCUGCUGUCAAUGCUGUACAAUUCAAAGAUCAGAUUAUUGUUUCUGCAUCAGGAGAUCGUACAAUUAAAGUUUGGGAUAUGAGUACUGGUGAAUGUUUAAGAACAUUAGAUUCACAUAGUAGAGGCAUUGCUUGUGUAGAAUAUGAUGGAAAUAUGAUUGUGAGUGGAUCAAGUGAUCAAACCAUUAAAGUAUGGAAUGCAAUGACAGGUGAAUGUCUUUAUACGUUAGUGGGACAUACAGACCUUGUUCGAACAUUACAAUUGGAUAAUAAAUUGAAGAUAAUUGUGAGUGGCAGUUAUGAUGGGACACUUAAGAUAUGGCAACUAGAAGAUGGAAGUUUAAUAAAAACAUUAAAUCAAAUAUCUUUUGGAAGAAUAUUAAACCUUCAGUUUGAUUUCAGUAAAAUUGUGUGUUGCUCUAAUCUUGGUCAAAUAGUGAUUUGGGACUUUACGUAUGAUAUAGAUUCACAAUUUCUUCUAUAAAACUAUCUUUUAUAUUACCAUUUUUUUUUAAUUUGAUACUUUCUAUAAAGUACUGCUGAAAAUAUACACAUAUGUGUAUGUGUUUUUUCUUUUCUUCUUUAAGAAAAAGUAAACAGGAUAAGAUAAUAUACAAUGUUAUCUCAUACCGGGCUGUUGUUUAGAC
Messenger RNA from Cokeromyces recurvatus, 1819 nucleotides. Its product is annotated as WD40-repeat-containing domain protein. Gene Ontology annotation, molecular function: protein binding. The transcript has 6 exons. Bases 94 to 1656 code for a protein of 520 amino acids. Lineage: Eukaryota; Fungi; Mucoromycota; Mucoromycetes; Mucorales; Mucoraceae. The record is from RefSeq and is a predicted model, not a curated record.